Messenger RNA from Dichotomopilus funicola, 1665 nucleotides. RefSeq names its product putative transporter. Lineage: Eukaryota; Fungi; Ascomycota; Sordariomycetes; Sordariales; Chaetomiaceae. Gene Ontology annotation, biological process: transmembrane transport; amine transport. The transcript has 6 exons. Gene Ontology annotation, molecular function: amine transmembrane transporter activity. Gene Ontology annotation, cellular component: plasma membrane. The record is from RefSeq and is a predicted model, not a curated record. Bases 1 to 1665 code for a protein of 554 amino acids.
AUGCCCGUGCCAAAAAGGAUUCGCCUGAUUUCGGGGGCCGCGCUGUUGGCACGUACAGAUUUCGCUGCCAAGUAUCUUGAGAAAAGGCCGUCCAGUGCAGAGUGGGAACAGCAGGAAAUCUCACAGACCAUCACCCAUUAUUAUCCCAAGAUGGAGCCCCCGUCAUCACCGUCCCAGUCAGCAACAACGACACCACCUCAACUCCUUACACCACCGGUGCCCCAACCCGAACCUUUAGACGCUGAGAAGGGCUUGGUCACCCCACCGCCCGCCUAUUCUGCGUUUUCACCAUGGCGACGGCGUUUUAUUCUCAUUGUUAUCACUGUCGCUGGUUUUUUUGGGCCUUUGGCCGGGGGUAUCUACCUCCCAGCGUUGCCAGUCCUGGAACAGGAGUUCAAUGCCACCGCAACUGCUAUUAAUGUCACAGUUUCUGUGUUUAUGUUGACGUUUGCCUUUGGACCUCUUUUUUGGUCGAGCUUCGCGGAUUGGAAAGGCCGAAGGCCGUUGUAUUUGAUCUCAAUUGCUGUUUACAUCCUUUCCAACAUCCUUAUCGCUGUGGUCCCCGCGAAUUAUGGCGCCCUCGUCUUUCUGCGCAUAGUACAAGCGUUUGGCGCUGCAGCCGUGGUCUCCAUGGGCGCUGGGUCCGUUGCUGAUACCACCGAACCAAAACACCGGGCUUUUGCCAUGUCCAUCUUUUUGAUGGGCCCCCAAUGUGGCCCCAUUCUUGGACCCGUGUUGGGCGGCGCACUGGCGGAGGCGAACUGGCGUUGGAUAUUUGGUUUCCUUGCAAUCUCUGGAUUUGUGCUCUGGCUGGUCAUUCUGUUUACGCUACCUGAGACUCUUCGCGCCCGAGUUGGGAAUGGCAAUAUUUACCAAGAUCGCAGCUUAUUCUUUUGGCCACCUCAGCUAUCGUCUCCGCUUGCACCCUCUUGGGAGCGUGGUCCUCCGCCUCCGGUUCCGACCCUCAAGGGAUACUGGCGUUUAUUUAUUUACCCUCCUAUUGGAAUCGUGAGCUUCAACACGGCUUUGUUGUACUCGACGUACUUUGCCAUCUCAGUCGAGCUUCCGAUAGAAUUGUCGGCAAGGUACGGUUGGUCGUCUGCCGCUGUCGGCGCUGGGUUUCUCGCCGUUGGUGUCGCCAUGAUUAUUGGCUCACUUUGCGGAGGGCGCUUUUCCGACUGGCGCCGUGCACGAGCUGCCGAGUCUGCGCCGGAUGGGAAAGUUGACCCCGAGUUCCGGCUGGUGGAUCAGAUCUGGGGAGUCUUGGUAUGCGUGGCUGGUUGUGUCAUGUACGGAUGGCUGCUUGAAUAUUCUUGCCAUCCGGCAACGGUGCUUUUUGCAACAUUUUUGACUGGGUUCGGUAUGAACUGGGUGUUCGUCACCACUACUGCAUUUCUCACUGAGUGUGUCGCGCAACAAGCAGCAGGGGCGUUUGCCCUCGGAAAUAUGCUCCGAAACCCCGGCGCUGCCAUAGCCGCGGUGCUCAUUCCGACGCUCGUAUCCAAGAUGGGAACGGGGUGGUGUUUUACUGGGCUAGCCAUCCUAGACCUUAUCUUUGUCGGAUCAGCUGUCAUUGUUCUACGCAUCAAGUGUCCCGGAUGGCGGGCUGAGAGGACCGCGAAGAUGAAGGCUGCAAGUGGCACUAAAACUGAGCGGCGAACUUAG